AGAGCGGCCAUCUUGUCGAGGCUCAGUCGGAAACCAACUGCCGAGCAGCGAGGAACGGUGACGUGGUAGAGAGAGAGAGAGAGAGAGAGAGAGGCCAGAUGUGUUAGACAGAAGGGUUUUUAAUGCGCUUCCGAGCCCGAUUGCCGCUACGUGCGAGAGGCUGUGCGAUAGCGACGACGGAGCCACGACGACCAUCGCGGGAUUUUCGCGUGCGAAAAGACCCGGUACAUCCGGUUAAAAACUGCCUUCAGCAGAGGAGGAGCUGCGGAGGAGCGGAUAGAAGAGGAGGAGGUAGCCGAGAGCAGGAGAAGGUUCUGGCGAGAGGCUGACGACGAGAGCUUUGGCUUCUCAUCGGAAAGGCUUGGUGGCCGCUUCUUGGUUACGAGCGAGGAGAGAAAGAAAGGAGGAAGAAUUAGCGCGGAGGAUGACCGACCGAGAGAAAGUGCAGUGUCAAAGUCUGUGAUAGUAUUUAUAUAUAAAAAAAAAAAAGAAAAACAAAAUCGACAUCAGCACCUGUGGACGUGUCAUCGUCGUUCGCGAAAAUAAGGGAGGACGAAUAACCGCGCGGAGGAGAGAGAUAUAUAGAGAGAUAGGCUUUAUAUAUUUAUUUAUAUCUGUGAUAUCGACGCUGAUAUACAUCGACUUUCUUCGGGAGGAGUAAACGAGAGAGCGAGAGAGAGAGAGAGAGAGAGAGAGAGAGAGAGAGAGAGAGAUCGCUCCGAAGAGCGAGAUUAUAUCAGUAUCUUAGUGGAUAGGCUUUUUUGUAUAUACGACUGACUCUUUUUUAUAAUUAUUGCCACCGGUGCGAAUUAGAAGAGCGCAGAGAACCUAUCGCUCGGACAGAUCUCUCUCGAGAAUCAGUGAACCGGAAGUAUUCUCCGAUCUUUCCCGGACGAUCGUUCGACGACAGCGGAGAGUACGCCGAGAGGAAACAUGGUGGAGAAAAUUCUGGAGGAGAGAGAGGACGGCACUCAAGAGGCCGGACGAGGGGAUGGCACCUGCCGGGAUGUAGCUUCCACUGGGGAGUCCAUGAGCGCGGUGCAGGCUCGUCAGGAAGAGGCGAGACGCAAAAGGCGCAGGAAGAGACGCUCCGGCUCGUCCGUGGUCUCCUCCUGCUUCCAAGAACUGUACAAGCUGACUGGAGAAAUUCUCGGGGAAGGUGCUUACGCUUCGGUCCAGACCUGCACGUCCUUGUACACGGAUCUCGAGUACGCCGUGAAGAUCAUCGACAAGAUACCUGGACACGCGCGUGGCAGGGUGUUCAAGGAAGUCGAGACGUUCCAUCAUUGCCAGGGCCACCCGAACAUCAUUCAGCUGAUCGAGUUCUUCGAGGAUGAGGAGAGGUUCUACCUCGUAUUCGAGAAGAUCAACGGAGGCCAAUUGUUGAACAGAAUUCAAGAACGGGUUCACUUCACCGAGAGAGAAGCGAGUCAAAUCGUCAAAGAGAUUGCGAGCGCGUUGGACUUUCUUCAUAAGAAAGGGAUCGCUCAUAGAGAUCUCAAGCCCGAGAACCUCUUGUGCGUGUAUCCGGACAAGUUGACGCCGAUCAAGGUAUGCGACUUUGAUCUUGGAUCAGGAAUCAAGUUCAACAACUCGCUGUCUAGUCCUGUGGCAACGCCGCAACUUUUGACGCCGGUGGGCAGCGCCGAGUUUAUGGCGCCGGAAGUAGUCGAGGCCUUCAUCGGCGAGGCCAAUUACUACGACAAACGUUGCGAUCUCUGGAGCCUCGGGGUCAUCAUGUACAUUCUGCUCUGCGGCUAUCCGCCCUUCUACGGAAACUGCGGCACCGACUGCGGCUGGGGCAGGGGAGAGAAUUGUCAGGCCUGUCAGGAACUGCUGUUCACCAGCAUCCAGGAAGGCAGAUAUGAGUUUCCGGACAAGGAGUGGAGAUGCAUCUCCGAGGACGCGAAGGAUUUGAUCAGAGGCUUGCUCGUCAAGGAGGCACACCAGAGGUUCAGCGCCGAUAGUAUUUUGAAGCAUCCCUGGAUUAAUCCCGGACCGACUUCCGUCGAAACUGGCGAUCGAUCACUUACCACGCCUCAUAUCAUAAGGAGGAACAACUCCGCAAGAGAACUCUCAGCGUUCGCUGAGUCCGCAAUGGCUGUGAAUCGUGUGGUACUUCAGCAUUUCUCUCUAAAUCUCGAGGAGCUGACGGAGAACCGGGAGCCUAGACUGUCCACGUCCUCUACGGACGACGACAAUCAUCCGUACGGUCACAUGUCCGACUCGAGCAGCGAAUUGUCCGAGAACAGCAAGCACUUGACGACGCAUUCCUCGAGCGAGUUCGACGGCACGCGACAAAAGUCCUGCUCCGGGCGUUCCAGCGUCGAUCUGAACGACACGAAGAUCAUCGGUAAGAAUCGCGUCAUAGGCAAAGACUCGCUGCAGAACUGGUUCGGGCUAUCGCCGCCCACCGAGAGUCGUCUGAUGCAGCGUCGUUUGAAGGCACGUUCCGAUCUACUCGAACGUCAGACCGGCAAAGCGGUGAUCGCGUCCCCGAGUGGCUGAGAGGUCGCCCUAGUACCGCCGAUCGCUCUUUCUCAUUACAGAUUACAGUAUCACUUGUCUCUUUGUAGCUACGUGAGGACGCGAACGAUGUACAAUACUUUUUUCCAAUGGCUUAGGAAGCUAACGUAUAGCCGUAAGUCGAGUCUCUGAUUCUGCGCGGAUGUAACGAGAGAACAGGCUCAAUCCAUUUACGAUAGUUGACGACAGCGAUAAUAAUUGAAUUUAAAAAAAAAAAAAGUAUUUUCGCCGGGUAAAAUGAUCGAAAAGAGUUAUCUCACCGUUAUAUCUUUUCCUUCUUUUCAGUAGCUGUUAAGCUUCUUUUGUUUUAAAUUUUUGUUUCUUUUUUUUUUAGCAGACAGUUUGAUGACAACCAGAUUAUUUUUUCUUUCCAAGAUAGAAUUCCAGUUGUCGACUAUUAACUGCAAAUUGAUUGAAUAAUACGCGACGCAGCAUAUUACAGUUGUAACAUUAUGUAGCAUAACUAUUAAAGUAAUGUAUAAAAUAAGGGAUUUACAUAGGUAUUUUUGUUUAGAGUGUAAAUCUUGAUUGUAAUAAUCAUAUAAUAUAUGCGCUUGCAACUGUGCAUCUAAGCAUAUCCUUGCGAUACGCAAGGAAAAUAUUUAUCAUGAUCGGUACAAAAAAAAGAAAAUAUAAAGAUAAUAUUAUGUCGCAGUUCGACGUUGCAUUCGACGCGCGAACAAGUCUUGGAAAUAAAAGCAAAUCUGAUUUCAUCAAACAUCGCGUAAUCUUUGCUGCUGCGUGUUACUAGUUACUCACGCAGUUAUAUAUAUUGUUACAUAUUGUACAGAGCUAUCUACACGACACGCGCAUCCAGCACACAAUUGUGUCAUCGUCAUUCGCGAAUGGAAAAUCGACUUUCAAAUAUUUUAAUCGUGUUUACGUGUCAGCAUUCAUAUGCAAACGAGUACCGGUAUUGCAAAACAUCCCGUAGAUGAUUCGGAAGUGCAUUUGAUGAUGCGAUCUUAUCCUUUCGCUACGUAUCAAACACGUACGAUAAAAUACAAAACGCGCGUUUAUGUGUAGACAGAUUAUAUUAACAAAAAAAAAAGAGGGAGCAAAGGUGAAGACCCUCGUAAUCGUGAUAAUUCGUGUGCUGCUCUAACGCACGAAUGCUUUAUUACGUAAAUAUUCUUUUUUUUAUUUGUUUGCGAAAUCCCUUUCAGUUAAAAAGAACAAAAAAAACAAAAAAAAAAUCGACGAACACAACUGACGCAAGGCGAAAAACAUGUUCCUUUUACUGCUUUUUUGAUAUUGUUUCAAGUAUAUUCGAGCCAUAAUAUACAUACAUACAUACAUAUAUGUACAUGUAUAUACAUAUAUUUAUAUAUACAUAUAUAUGUGUAUACAUAUAUGUAUAUAUUCUCGAUCGGAAUAAACGGAGUGAACGUGUCUCAGCCCACAGGUGCAGAUUAUAGUUUGCUCAUAUUAUAGAUUAAUAGAAACGCGAUAGGUCAUAAGUCAACGCGAGAUUUCAAAGCGACAAUUCAAAGGAUGGUGGAAGCGCGGAAGUGGAUGGAAAAAAAAGAGAGAAUGGCCGCUCAAAAACUUUAACUAUGCAAUUUCGCAUUUCUGUUAAAUUUCACGUUUAUCGGGAAUAAUGAUGUUAUACAAAUUUUUCGUAGAAUUUUAUCGACUUUAAAAUUGUUUUAAAAUUGUGUUAACGCCAGAGAGAGAGUUCAAUUCCCCGAUAAUGCUUUAUAUAUUUUUUUUCUAAACAAAUAGAGUUUGCGUUCUUCUAAAGUUUUGUUAAUUAUCCACGAAAACAAAAGGUUGCGUGAUAAAAGAAGUUUCACUUUGGUUCGUGUAGAGACAAAUUGUCGAUACUUUUUUGUUUCUUUUGCCUAAUAAUCGCGCAUUUUAUAGAGAAAAGAAAAAGGAAUAAAGAAUUACUCUCAUUCACUUCUCGCUGAUGAUGGUGGACCGAUUUUACUCAGGGCAGCUGGGAAGAGACCGCUGCGUACGUUAUUCUACAUAAACAUACGCUCGUACAAUUUUGAGAGAAGCUGGGAGAAAAAUGUAAAGAGCUCUAUUUGUAAGAUUUACAGAGCGCGCAGUUCCUCUCCGCGAUUGUAACACGUCAGAAUCUUGUAAUUUUGAGAGAAAGAAGGCGAGGGAGGACUGCGAACGUGUAAUAUGCGUUUGUACAUUAUAAUUGCAUCAUUGGAAACUUUCUUAGAAAGUCAUUCGCUUGCUGUAGGCGGGUACGGCUUUUGUCAACUUCUGUCUUCUUUGUACUUUGUAAGUACUGGUAAGAAUAAAGAUUAGUGUUUAUAGCGCA
Molecule: messenger RNA, 4807 nt
Organism: Nylanderia fulva
Lineage: Eukaryota; Metazoa; Arthropoda; Insecta; Hymenoptera; Formicidae
Product: MAP kinase-interacting serine/threonine-protein kinase 1
Biological process (GO): protein phosphorylation
Molecular function (GO): protein kinase activity; ATP binding
Source: RefSeq, a predicted model, not a curated record